Molecule: messenger RNA, 4992 nt
Organism: Zeugodacus cucurbitae (melon fly)
Lineage: Eukaryota; Metazoa; Arthropoda; Insecta; Diptera; Tephritidae
Exons: 6
Coding region: 246-2141 (631 amino acids)
Source: RefSeq, a predicted model, not a curated record
UUGUUGUCACUUUAACUGUCAUAUGUCUAUACUGAAUAUGCAACAGAGAAUUCUAUACCGGUUGUGUAGUGUAAAACAAAAGUGAACAAAUUGAUAAAGUAUUAAGUGUGGAUGAACCGUAUCGGUGGGAGAACUGUGUGUUUUCAAAACAAACAUACCAGGUGACUGGCCUAACACCACUAGCACUUCCGAUCUAUGGCCGAAACUUUAUUUGCAUAUAGAUAAGUGAGCACAACAAAUGCAAAAUGUUUCGAACAGACAAAUCGAAUAAGUUCGAUCUAGGAGAAUUCAAGCGAAAGCUUAAACGUCUCGCGGAUGGCAGUUUUUUAUCCUACAGACGCAUAUUUCUGCUCUUAUUGGGAAUCUGUAUAUUUUUCUAUAUUUUGCCACCCGUGUUUCGAUAUCUAUUCAUGAGUACGCCGGAAGUAAAAGAUCCACAUAUGCAGUGCAUGGACGAUCGUUUAACACCAUUUUUCCUACAAAACUAUGAAUUCGAUGCAAAUAUACGUCACGUGCCACCCCACCCCGAAGAGCGUAAUUUCAUACCGUAUGUAGGUAAUGGUUACAUUGGUAUGGAAGUGGCACACGAUGCUUCCUUGAACAUUAAAUCCGGUCGUUCUAUGCAAUUGCCAAUGCAAUUUCAUCCGGUUGUAUCGGUAGCACAGCGAAACGAAGCUGGACGCGAAGCAACGGUAGUCGAAUAUUUGUCGGGUACAGUGCAUAGGUUUCAAUGUUUUAAUAACUAUUUCGUCGCCUAUACGUAUUAUGCGCACCGUACACAUCCGAGCGUCUUAAUGCAAGAAAUAAAAAUCACGAACACUCGUAACACCAUAGAGGAGGUGGAGCUGAUUUUUCCACGUAUUUAUUUUCAAUCACCAACUUCACAUGUGAUUAAAUUGGGUUCAACAACUCAAUCCUCUGUACUUAAAGAAUUCGAAGUGAGUACUGGUACAAUUUUAGUAACUCCAGACGACCCUACCAAUGUGAUUGUAGUAAGCGUCGUCAAACCACAAAUCAAUCGAAUUGUACAGCUGAAAAAGCGAGGCGCUAUCAAUAUAGUAUUCCCAAUUGCAGUGCAUUACUCACAACCGAUUAAACGUGACAAGUUGACAGAAACUGUACAAGAUAUGGAAAACAAAGCUAUACAAGCGAUGACAAAAGUUUUGCAGAAAAUACAAAACAAAUCGGAGCAACAACCAAAUCCACACACAUUUCAUCAGGAACACAUUAAUGUUUGGUCAGAUUUGUGGGCUACUGGCUUCAGUAUAAGCACAUCUAAAGCGGAGGGCAGUCUGAAUGGUGAUCGUAUCAACGCUUCCAUGUAUGCAGUGCUAUCGCAAACACGCAGUUAUGAAUAUGAAGAGUACGCUUCACUAAAAUCGCCUAGCAAACAAGAAAUCGCAAAAGCAUUAACGUAUGCUGAGGGCUGUUACGAUUCGUAUUACACACUGCAGGCAGAGAAUCUCUGGUUGAACGCAGACACAUUGGAAAAACUUAACAAUUUGGUCUCGUCGUGGAUGGUUACUUUGGAGAAGCAGGGCUGUCACAACCUAAUACGCGCUGGUGCUUCAGGUGUUAUACAAGCUAUGGUGCUAAGCUUUGGCAGUUUUCGUUUCAGCAAUCAACACUUAGAGUGUAACAUGCAUCCCAAGUAUCUGCAUCGCGAUUUUCAUUUCCGUCGCUUAAAUUAUGGCAAUAAGACGCAUGUCAAUGUCACAAUCACCGUGACUGAAGAUAAUAAGGCUGUCAUUAAUGUGGCGCUUGAUCGUUCCGAUCGCAGUUAUUAUGCCUGUGAUGGCGGCUGUUUAGAUGAUCCUGUGCUACUCACGCAAAGUCGUCGCCAGUUCCCGGUUAAAUUAACCGAACCAGUGACCGCAAUUCUUUAUAUUACCGAAGAUAAACAACAUAUGGAAGAGCUACAUAAGGCUAUACAUGUUAAAGAAGUAGUUGAAGCGCCGGCACAUGAACAGCAUUUGAUCGCACUUCACAGGCAUGGUCAUCAGUUAGGCGGUUUGCCUACGCUCUUUUGGGUCUCAGUUUGUGCAAUAAUUAUAGUAUUUCAUGCGUUCCUAUGUAAAUUAAUUAUUAAAGAGUAUUGCGAACCUUCGGAAAAGCUGAGAUACCGUUAUAAUAAACCAUGACCAUAAAUAUUCUAGUUAGAAAUAUUAUGAUUUGAGCCUAUUGAUAGCUAGUUCAAUAACUUUUCGCUUUAAUAUGCGUGUGUGUGUAUAUUUCAUACUUUUUAUGUGUAAUUAUAAUGUUUUCAUUACAAAAAUAAUACUAAUAUGCAAUUAAACACGAGCAAUAAUGAUUCGAAAUUCUUUUUUUUUUUUUGUUUUUCACAUUCAUACGUGGUCGUGCUACUUAAAUAUUACUGUAUGUUAAUUUUACUAAAUAAUAGUAUGUUUAAAUGAGUAUAAAUAUAUGAAAAAAAUAAAUAAUUUCAAGUUUUUAAAUUUUUUAUUAAGACAAUAUUUAUAAUAAUACAAUAUAUUCCCAAGUGAUUGUGAAUUAAUAUAAAAUUGCAACAGUUAAACAAAACAGCUGCUAGUCUACGGUACAAUUGUAUUGUAUGCGCGAAAGUAAGCUGACUAUUUUUGUUUAUUAUUAUUUUUUUUUUAACUCCAACUGUCAAUGCAUUUAAUUUAUAUUAUGCAGCAUUUAGUUAUAAUUCUCAUUUCUACAUUACUCCUAAGCAAUCAAUGCAAUCGAUUAUUCCAAAGACUUUACUUGGUUACGGCAUAAAUGGAUGCGGCAACAUAAGCGACAUUCUUCGUUGUCAGUCCGACUACUGCUAUGCGUCCAUCCUUUGUCAUAUAAAUACUAUAAUCCUUUAUAAGACGUGCCACUUGCUCCGGCUUCAAGCCUGUAUAGCAGAACAUGCCGAUUUGAUUGGUUAUAUGGUCCCAUGACUGCUUCGAGCCGAGUGCAACUAAUGUCUCCUUUAACUGCUUACGCAUCGUGAUGGUACGCGUAGCCAUUGUCUUUAAAUCAUCCAACCACAUGCAGAAGAGUUUCUCAUCCUUAAAUAUCUCAAUUGCGAUGCGUGCACCAUGCACGGGCGGAUUCGAGUACAUGGGUCGUAUAAUGGUCUUCAAAUUGGAUGUCACACGCUCCGCCUCAUCCUUAGAGCUGCAAACAAAAGUAAAUGAACCGACACGUUCACCAUAUAAACCCAUAUUUUUGGCAUAACUUUGUGCCAAAGCAAAUUGAUGUCCUUCGGCGCUGAAAAUGCGUACCGCUUCCGCGUCUCUGUCAAUGUCACCGCUGGCGAAACCCAGAUAUGCCAAAUCGAAGAACGGAUACAAAUGACGUGAUUUCAUUAUGUGCGAUAUUUCACACCAUUGCUCCGAAUUCGGAUCCACACCGGUGGGAUUGUGCGCGCACGCAUGUAGCAGCACAAUUGAACGUUCGGGUAUUUUCUAAAAUUCAGAUAUUUUAAAUUAAAAUUAAAAAAAGUUAAAUUUAAAUUUAAAAAGUGCUUCACUCUCAUGCGCCUAAAAGCCACAUACACAUAACGACUCGAAGAGCGCCUGCUCAUUCAGCGCACGCGUAUUUGGAUCAUAGUAACCAUAGUUGGCCACCUUCAAACCGGAAUGCAUGAAAAUCGGUUUGUGAUUCGGCCAUGUGGGUGUGGGCAAAUACACUACGCGCUCACCCUUCCAGAAGAGUCCCAAAAAUGCGGCACCCACACGUAAGGCGCCGGUGCCACUUAAGCUCUAAACACACACACAUGGAAAGGAAAUGUUGUUGCAUAUAAGUAAAUAUUAUUUAAUUUAUUAUUAUUUAAACGCACCUGCACUGUUGCAUUGCAUUUAUUUUUCAAAAUUUCCGAAUCUUUUCCCAGCGCCAAUUCUACUGAUUUAUUAUAGAAAUCUGCCAAACCAUGUAUCGGCGCAUAUUCCUUGUUCAUAUUUUUGGCUAUAACGCGAUUUUGUGCCUUUGGAAUUUAUAUUUCAAUAUUAUUUGGUAUAAAAAAGUGAAAUACGCGCAACACACCUCCUUCACACUGGGCAAAACCCACGGUUUGCUGUCGUCAUCUCGAUAUGCUCCAACGCCUAAAUUAGUUUUUUUGGGAUUUUUAUCCUUCAAAAAAGCUUCGGUGAUACCGAGUAUUGGAUCGGGUGGUGCCAGCUUCACAUCCGCGAACCAUGAUCUAUGUCAAGUAAUUUUAGUUUUUUUUUAGAUGUCAUAUUAUUUAAACAUAAUACAUACUUGUAACGUCUUGAGUAUAAUGGAUUACUUGCAGCUUUAAUAGCAGCGACACGUUUUGUAAGUUGAAACAUAUUUAUAUGGAAAAUUCUCUUUAUUGGAAAUUAUGAUUUUAAGUUUUUUCCUAUCCUGUCAACACCAAAUUCGUAAAAUAUAGUUGUUGUUUUAUGAAUAUUUUGAUUUCAAAGGGUGCUCAUGAGUUUUUUUUUUACGAAAAUACAAAAGUUUAUUUAAGCUCAAGCUAGGUGUAUCCAGCAAAAAAGGGUCGAGUCAACAUAACCUAAAAGGAACUGAAUUUUUAUUCCGUCAGAAAUGUUCUGGCGUACUUAAGAUUCCCAAAAAUUAUUUGGCAAACGUUUUCUAUAACUACAACAACAACAACACAAGUCUUUAUAACGCAUUGAGCGACUAAGUUGCACAACAACAGUACUACAUCGUGUAUUUACAAAAAAAAAAAACAAAACUAUUUAUGAAACUAGUUUAUUAAUUUGUGAUUUUACAGUUUUAUUUUUAUGGUAAAUGCUUUAAUUUAUACGAUUACAUGCUAUUGUUUUUGUUUUGAGCGAAUAUAAACGCAAAGGUACUCAAUGUACAUGUUACAUGCUUCAUUUUAUUUCUCUAAACUAAAAGACUUGGACUGCUAUUAUUCAUUAAAAUUCUACUAUACACACAUACAUACAAAUGUAUAUACGAGUGUUAGAUUGUAACGGCAACCAGGCCGCAUUGCAUUAAAAUUCAUUUAAUUUCAUUAUUUCGCCGAUUUUGACUUUACUUGGUCAC